Didymosphaeria variabile is the source of this 672-nucleotide messenger RNA. RefSeq lists its product as uncharacterized. The record is from RefSeq and is a predicted model, not a curated record. The coding region runs from base 1 to 672 and encodes 223 amino acids. Lineage: Eukaryota; Fungi; Ascomycota; Dothideomycetes; Pleosporales; Didymosphaeriaceae. The transcript has 2 exons.
AUGCUAACCUCUCGCUCGAAAACGACAGACAACUGGCUGAAUGGCCCGACCACGUUGAAUCAUGCAGAGAUCAAUUGUCUCGUCAACAACAUCACCUUCAUCAUCCGCAGUCUCCAGAGAAACGCCAAGUCAAGCGUGAAUGUCGACUUCAGCGAGAUCCGCGACAGCGACCUUCACAUCGUCACUGCUGCCGAGAACGGCGGCUUCCGUAUGAGCAUCUUCUUCGGAAGUCACUUGAUCUGUGUGGGCGAACACGUAGAUCAACGCGAACAGACCAUGGAUGGACUAAGAAAGAAGGUUGAGAAGAUGAUCUCCAGCAUGGUCAAUGUCAAAGCCAAGGCGGCCAAGAAGCAUCAGCGCGAGGACUUCAGGGUUACCCUCCAAGAUUACAUCGUUCAAGGAUCGAGAUUUGUAAACGGCAGCCUGGGUCCUGACCGUGUGGCUUCAGAGGGACAUAAUGGUACGGCGGCGGUCAAUCCUCAAGACUUAUUGCCACCAGGAGAGGUCAGCACGGCGGUGGUGGGCAGCGCACUGCAAGGAGCGGGCCGUGAGAUACCCAACGGCACGUCAGUCAGCCCGGUCUCGCAAGGCCCCCUCAAUGGACCCUCGCUACCUCACAAUCAAGGGCAGGAUCAAGUCGAUGGGCAGGCCACAGGUCACUCGCAAUCCUAG